This is a messenger RNA of Solea senegalensis (Senegalese sole), 1522 nucleotides long. RefSeq names its product WD repeat and FYVE domain containing 1 (gene wdfy1). Gene Ontology annotation, molecular function: protein binding; metal ion binding. The transcript is spliced from 12 exons. The record is from RefSeq and is a predicted model, not a curated record. Lineage: Eukaryota; Metazoa; Chordata; Actinopteri; Pleuronectiformes; Soleidae. The coding region runs from base 110 to 1342 and encodes 410 amino acids.
ACAGUCCGCGGCUCCGUGUGUCAGCUGAUCUUUCCUUCACUGGCGAAGCUACAGAGCAGGAAAAGCAGCUGCGGGAAAACCACACUGCUGCUGCUGGCGACUUCAAGUCAUGGCUGCGGAGAUUCACUCGAGGCCUCAGACCGCUAGACCCGUUCUUCUGAACAAAAUAGAGGGACACUCUGACGCGGUCAACGCGGCGGUCUUAAUCCCCAAAGAAGACGGAGUGAUCACUGUCGGCGAGGACAGAACCAUCCGGGUAUGGCUAAAGAGAGACAGCGGUCAGUACUGGCCAAGCAUCUACCACACGGUCUCCUCUCCGUGCUCUUGCAUGUCGUACCACCAUGACAGCAGACGCAUCUUCAUAGGCCAGGAUAAUGGAGCUGUUGUGGAGUUUCUCAUCUCUGAAGAUUUCAACAAGAUGAACCACGUGAAAACAUAUCCAGCUCACCAGAACCGUGUGUCAGAUAUGGUCUUCUCCCUGGAGAGCGAGUGGGUGGUGAGUACUGGCCACGACAAGAGUGUGAGCUGGAUGUGCACUGUGAGUGGGAGCAUGCUGGGGAGACACUACUUCACUGCCUGGGCCUCCUGCCUACAAUAUGAUCACGAGACGCAGCACGCCUUCAUCGGGGAUUACUCGGGACAGAUCACGCUGCUGAAGCUGGAGAAGCAGACGUAUUCCACGAUCACAACGCUGAAGGGUCAUGAAGGAAGUAUAGGAGCUUUGUGGUGGGACCCUGUCCAGAGGCUGCUCUUCUCAGGAGCCUCCGACCACAGCGUCAUCAUGUGGGACAUCGGCGGCCGCAAAGGACGGACGCUAUUGCUGCAGGGACACCAUGAACGUGUUCAGGCUCUGCGUUACCUCCAGCUGACGAGGCAGCUGGUGUCGUGCUCCGCCGACGGAGGCAUGGCGGUGUGGAACAUGGACACGCAGAGAGAAGAGGCGCCUCAGUGGUUAGACAGCGACUCGUGUCAGAAGUGUGAGCAGCCUUUCUUCUGGAACAUCAAGCAGAUGUGGGACACGAAGACUCUGGGCCUCAGACAGCACCACUGCAGGAAGUGUGGCAAAGCUGUGUGUGGGAAGUGCAGCUCCAAGCGCUCCACGUUUCCCCUCAUGGGCUUCGAGUUCCCCGUGAGGGUGUGUGACCUCUGCAUCGACACCAUCAAAGAAGAAGAUCGAGCACCGUUGGCGUCGUUCCACGAGGGGAAACAUAACAUCGCCCACAUGGACAUGGACCCGUCCAGAGGCCUGAUGGUCACGUGUGGAAGUGACCGCGUUGUUAAGAUUUGGGAUAUGACGCAGGUGGUUGGUUGCAGCUUAGCAACAGGCUUCUCUCCGCGCUGAUUGGCCCAUCCCACUUCCUGCUCCCCGCGUCCCUCCCCCUGUGCUGCGGCCGCUUCUUCCAGUUUCACGAAAACCUCUUUGUAAAGUCUGUCCACAUCACGCCGGGAGCGUCGGCUGCAGCCAGGCCUGCUCUGGAUGAGUGUGUGUGCGUGCGUGCGUGCGUGUGUGUGUGUGUGCGUG